Caenorhabditis angaria is the source of this 1374-nucleotide messenger RNA. The record is from the annotation of a GenBank genome assembly. NCBI's taxonomy places the organism in Eukaryota, Metazoa, Nematoda, Chromadorea, Rhabditida, Rhabditidae.
AUGCACGCGACUUUUGCGCAAGUUCAAACUGGAUAUAUCAAUAAAACUGGAACCGCUGAAAAAAUUCUGAAAACACAAUAUGUUGAUGGGAUGAAUGUGUUGGGUAUCAUCAUGUUUUGUAUUGUGAUGGGUUUAGUUGUGUCGAGAGUUGGAAAAGAGGCUGAACCUUUGGCCAAAUUUUUCCAUGCUUUAGAUGUUGUUAUAACUCGAAUGGUUAUGAUUAUUAUGUGGUUAGGACCAAUUGGUAUUCCAUCGUUGAUUGCUCAAAAAAUGUUGGAAGUUAGUGAUCUUGUAUCAACAGCUAGAAUGCUUGGAUUAUUCAUGUUCACAGUUAUUUUGGGCCUAGCAAUUCAAUGUUUCAUAACUCUUCCACUAAUAUUCUUCAUCGGAACUCGUAAAAACCCCUACACAUUUUUACGAGGACUUGGUCAAGCAAUAUUAACAGCAUUAGGAACAUCAUCAUCAGCUGCAUCUUUACCAGUAACAUUUAGAUGUUUAAAUAAUCUUGGAAUUGAUCCAAGAGUAACUAAAUUUGUAUUACCAGUUGGUGCAAUGGUUAAUAUGGAUGGAACUGCAUUAUAUGAAGCUACUGCAUCUAUUUUUAUUGCACAAAUGAAUGGAAUGAAUUUAUCGAUUGGACAAAUUAUAACAGUUAGUAUAACUGCUACAUUAGCAUCUAUUGGUGCAGCUUCAAUUCCCUCAGCUGGUUUGGUCACGAUGUUGAUUGUUUUGACUGCGUUAGGACUUCCAGCUUCAGAUAUUUCUUUGAUUAUUGCAGUCGAUUGGUUCUUGUAAGUCACCUCAACACCCGUUUGUUGAAAAAAUUAAUUUUUAAAAAAUAGCAUGUAGUGAGCAAAUACGCUCUAGCAAACUUGUUUUAGUCAAAAUCCGAGGAAAAAUAGAUUUUAAGCGCAAAUGCUUCAGAUUCUCCACGUAUUUAGUGAUGAAAAGUCGUUUCAGUCAGUUUUUCAUAUUUCAAAAUUAAGAUGAGCAAUAUUUUGCAUACAAUAUAUCAAUCUGUUUCUUUUUCUUCAAUUAGCACUAAUAUUCAUAUUUCACCUCUCAAUAAUUCGAAAAUUUGAAGGGUUUUCGUUAAAAACGUGAAACAACACUUUUCACAAACACACAACUUGACGCGCAAUUGCGGACGCUUAUUAUUUUCAAAAAAAAAACAUUUUCAGAGAUCGCUUGCGAACAUCAGUAAACGUGAUCGGUGAUGCUUUGGGUUGCGGGUUCGUCCAUUAUAUUUGCGCUGAUCAUUUGAAUGCUGAUGUUGAGGAGGCUGAGAAAAACAACAAUGCUCUUCAAGCUCACGGCGUUGAUUUUGCCGAAUUGGAACGUGAAGGUGGUGUUGUUGUUAUUGAGCGAGUAUGA